Drechmeria coniospora is the source of this 1782-nucleotide messenger RNA. RefSeq lists its product as uncharacterized. Lineage: Eukaryota; Fungi; Ascomycota; Sordariomycetes; Hypocreales; Ophiocordycipitaceae. The coding region runs from base 1 to 1782 and encodes 593 amino acids. Gene Ontology annotation, cellular component: spliceosomal complex. The transcript has 3 exons. The record is from RefSeq and is a predicted model, not a curated record.
AUGGCGAGCGUCGACGACAUCUUCAAGACUGACCUUGCCAAGAGCGCCGGCCUGUCCGGAAAGCGAAAGUUGGAGCCUGCCAAAGACCCCAACGAAAUCUACAAAUCCAGCAAGCGCGCCGCCGACGACUCCCGUCGUCACGCUCGGGUACAGAAUGGCGACGACGAAGAAGAGGCCGGACCUUCUCCUCCCGCCGAUGACGAUACCGAAGCCGGCCCUGGGCUGCCGCCACAAGACGAUGACGACGGCGACAACGGCGACGACGAAGAGGGCCGCUUCUUCGGCGGCGGCAUCUCCCAGCAAGAGUCCCGCGUCCUAGACUACGUGGACGGCGCCGCCGCCGAGGCAGACCGAGUGACGGACAAGAUUGACAUCGGCUGGCUGCGCAAGACGGCCGCCAACCUCGACAAGCACAUCGCCAAGAACGCCGAGUUGCGAGCCAAGUUCGAGGCCGAACCGCAAAAGUUCAUCGGCAGCGAGGCCGACCUCGACGCCGACAUCAAGGGCCUCUCCAUCCUGUCGGAGCACCCGGCCCUGUACCCCGACUUCGUCAAGCUCGGUUGCGCCGCGAGUCUCGUCGGCCUCCUCGCGCACGAAAACACCGACAUCGCCAUCGACGCCAUGGAGAUUGUCGGUGAGCUGACGGACGAGGACGUGUCCGCCGACGACGGCCACUGGAACGCGCUGGCCGAUGCCCUCGUCGAUGCCGACCUGCUGGGCCUGCUCGUCUCCAAUCUCAGCCGGCUCGACGAGGACGACGAGGCGGACCGGCACGGCGUCUACCACGCGCUCGCCAUCAUGGAGAGCCUCUGCUCCCGGCCGGCGACGGCGACGCGCAUCGGCCAGCAGGACGGCCUGCUGCCCUGGCUCCUCCGUCGCAUUCAGCGCAAGGAGUCGCCCGUCACCCAGAACAAGCAGUACGCGGCCGAAAUAGUCGCCAUCCUCGCUCAGUCCUCGACCGCCACCCGCCAGGCCAUGGCCGACCGGGACGCCGUCGACACCAUGCUCCAGCUCGUCGCGCCCUACCGCAACCGAGAUCCGGAGAGCGGCGGCGAGGAGGAGGAGUACAUGGAGAACCUGUUCGAGGCCCUGACCUGUCUCGUCGACGAAUCCUUCGGAAAGGCCAAGUUCGUCGACGCCGAGGGCGCCGAGCUGUGCCUCAUCAUGCUCAAAGAGGGCAAGAGGAGCAAAGCGCCAGCCCUGCGUCUCCUCGACCAUGCCGUUGCCAGCCGCGCCGGGGCGGACACUUGCGUCAAGCUCGUCAACGCCGGUGGCCUCAAGGCCGUCUUCACCCUCUUCGCCAAGACGCAGGACCAUCGCCUCCUCGAGCACAUCCUCAGCAUACUCGCCUCGCUCCUGCGCCUGCUGCCCGCCCGCACGGCCGAGCGGAUACGUACGCUCGCCAAGUUUAUCGAAAAGGACUACGCCAAGGUCGCCAAGCUUGUCAAGCUGCACCGUGACUACAGCGGCCGCGUCGAGCGGGCCGCCGAGAGCUACCGAGUGCCGGCCGACGACCCCGCCGAGGCUGAGGUCGAGCUGCUGUCGCUGCGACUCGACGCCGGGCUCUGCACCCUGCAGCAGAUUGACGUAUCUCUCGCCUGGUUGGCGGCCGAGGACGUCGGCGCCAGGCAGAGGAUCCAGCAGCUAUUGGCCGAGAGGGACGAGGAUCUCACGACCGUGGCGGCCGUCGUGAGGGAGCAGCUGAGCAGCCUCGACACGACGGACGAGGACAACCGGGAUGUGAGCGAGAUGCUGGGCACACUACUGGAAUUCCUGCAGUAG